Cladocopium goreaui is the source of this 814-nucleotide messenger RNA. NCBI's taxonomy places the organism in Eukaryota, Dinophyceae, Suessiales, Symbiodiniaceae. The record is from the annotation of a GenBank genome assembly.
CGUGAGUAGUUGUAGAUUCUUCCUUUGUCGCAUCAUGGCUGCUGGAUCCCCUGUGAAUGCCACCGAGCUUCUUGACUUGGUGAACCCAUCAGUUUCGGCCGAUGAGCCGUUGGAUGCUCGCGACAUUGAAUUGGUGCAGACCACUUUCAAGAAGGUGGCGGAAGUGGGUCCUGAAGCAGCAGGCCGCAUCCUCUUUGGCCACAUCUUCCGGAUUGCACCCGAAGCCAAAGCACUUUUCUCCUUUGCCAAAGACGAGGAGACAAUGUGGUUGCCGGGAAGCAGACUGGAGAAGCAUGGCGCAAGGGUUGUGAACACGGUUGCCACUGCAGUGUCCAUGUUGAACGACCUUGAGGCACUCGUCCCUGUCUUGCAGCGUUUAGGCCUGCAGCACGUGGGAUACAAGGUCUUGCCACCUCACUAUGAUGUGGUGGGCCAAGCAUUCAUCGCAACCCUUGACGAUGCCUUGCAAACCGAGUUCACUGAAGCUGUGAAGAACGCCUAUCUGAAGGUGUGGAAGAUUGUGCAGGCCACCAUGAUUGGAGACAAUUAUGCCUAAGUGAGCCUGAGCGACUUAGUGACUCUCAAACUCUCAGACUCUCGUUUCUUUACGCUUGAGUUUCUCCUGUUGUUGGAGACAGAAAGCGGAUGCCAAGGUUUUUGGGCCUUGGUUUUAGUAUCUAAGACCUUGUAUUGCUUGGAUCUUUGGGGCGAUGCGUAGCCAACAGACCUUGUCUUGCUUCUUGGAUCUUUGGAUUCUUUGGAGCGAUGUGUAGCCAUCAGCUUCCUGCAGUCAUUUGCGGAGAGACGCAAUGCC